This is a messenger RNA of Betta splendens (Siamese fighting fish), 2908 nucleotides long. It is a transcript of the gene fitm2, whose product is annotated as fat storage inducing transmembrane protein 2. The transcript has 2 exons. The record is from RefSeq and is a predicted model, not a curated record. Gene Ontology annotation, cellular component: endoplasmic reticulum membrane. Lineage: Eukaryota; Metazoa; Chordata; Actinopteri; Anabantiformes; Osphronemidae. Gene Ontology annotation, biological process: lipid storage; lipid droplet organization; phospholipid biosynthetic process. The coding region runs from base 1392 to 2183 and encodes 263 amino acids.
ACUGUAACUAACAUUAUGUUGGCUUCUAUAUAAAACACAUUUACUGCCUAUGGCAGCGCCGGUUAAGGUGAUUCCUUCACAUUUUACACCAUAAAGGCUCCAUUAGUCCACUUCAUGGGACAUGAAGGGCAAAAAAUGUACUGCAGUAUAUAAACACAGAUAAUUAGUUGCAGAGGUUUGGGAUAUUUACAGUAUAGCUUUAAUAAUAUUCAGCCAACUGCUUCUGGCACGCUAUAAUUUACUGCAAGAAGAAUAGAUAUUAUUUUAAUUAUUUGUCCAGUAUGUGAGAUUUUUCACAAUAAACUUUUAAUCCACAACAACUAGACUUUGGGUUCUAUACAAUUAUAAUGCUGUGGUGGUUUAACAUGGUUUCUGUGUUUAUGGUGCAUUGUUUUUUUUUCAGCAGGAGCCACUGACAAAGAGUUUAUUCACGGUUUUCUCUGUAAUACAACAAAAACUUUCAUAUUACAUUGUUUCCUCAUGUUUAGUGUCAUGGCAAAUCAAACAUUAGGGUGAAGACAAUGUACCAUUUAGUGAGUGAUUGGAGGUUGAUGAGAGGUCAGCAGUAUCUCUGCCUUAACAACCCAUUCACCAAGUUCAGCUGUUGAUUCUGAGCUCAACAUCCCAGAGGAUGAGCAGCGUUGGAUACAGGCCUCUAAGAGCCGCUGGUACUGGGUUUAUGCCCACUAACAAUUACAGUUGCGAAAACCUGGGGUUUACACCUUACCAAAUCUCUGUAUUGUGGGUGAUGAAGAGGAGAGUGCAGACCUUCAAAUUAAUCUGUUCAUUCUCUUUAGCGAGGCAGGAUGCUGCUGAGUACGCUCAGUGCAGCACGUAGGUGAAGAACAGGGUGGUCUGCACAUCUGGACAAAUAUUUUCAUGUGAGUAAGGCCAGAAAGAAAUAGGUCCACUAACAGAGUAAAGUGGGUAGCCGCAGUACGGAUGGACAAAUUAACUGUGUCAGGAUUUUAAGUGUUGCCCUGACCUUGAUCUUACAUCAUUAAUGCACUACAGUAUGUAAUUCUCUGAAUCAUGCUGAAAAAUCGCCAAUCUGUGGUUCAGCCACUAGAUGGCACAUCCAUGUCUGCCCUACACAGUGACAUGUGUGUAUGUGUAAAAUACGGUAUAAAUGUUAUUACUGUGUUAUAUAUGUUAUUAAUACACCUGUUACUGUUGCACAUAGAUAACUGUUAACCGUAUUUCUCAUCGGGUAUUGUUUGUGUUCUGUGUGCUCCACGUUGCAUUUAUUACCUCAAUGGUUGAAACUUGGGAGCAAAGAGCAUUUGUCCACCGGUAGAUGACGCUGUGGAUCCGAAUGUCCCUGCUUCAAACAGAAGAAGAAGAAGAAGCUUAGCGACGCCUCAUUGGCUGAUGAGCCUCCAUAGUUGUUUAUGACUCGCAGCGCCGACAUGGCAGCGGUAGAUGUCAUUGUGGAGAACUUGCUCGCUGUCUGGAGGCGACCAUCAGUUAGACAGAUGUUCCCGUGGCUGUUUUUAGUCAUUUCAUUCUUGGGGUCACUUCUGAAGCAGCUGGACUUGGUACCGAAGACGUAUUUCAGCAGUAGCAGGAAUGUUUUAAACGUGUAUUUUGUUAAAGUCUCCUGGGGCUGGACGCUGCUACUACUGACACCUUUCCUCCUCAUCUCCAACCUCCCCUUCAGCAGGAACGUGACCUUUCUCAGCCGCCGGAUUCUGUCUCUGGUGGUGGCAACAGCUGUCUGGUACAUUUGCACUGAGACCUUUUUCUACAUUGAGGAUGUGACCGGCUCAUGCUUUGAAACUGUCCGUAUGGAAGCUCUCCAAAAAGAGUUUGUAUCCAAAGCCAGCUGCAGGCGCGCUGGUUUCCACUGGCACGGCUAUGACAUUUCAGGGCACUCCUUUAUCCUGUCCUACUCAGCUCUUUUUAUCAUGGAAGAAAUGGCCCCUAUGGCCUCAGUAAAGACUUCUAGUCUGUCUGCACUCCUUAAGAUGGCUCUCAACUGGCUCUAUGUGGCUUUGAAUCUGGUCCUUGUCAUUUGGGUGUGGAUGUUUGCCUGCACCUCUGUUUACUUCCAUGACCUGUCCCAUAAGUUGCUAGGGACCCUAUGUGGCCUGCUUGGGUGGUACCUGACAUAUCGUGUUUGGUAUCUAAAACCUCUGUCCCCGGGACUCCCCCCUCAUCGCCAGCCAAAAGAACAGAAAUAACACUGCUAAGCUGCACUUAUACUUUCCUCAGCCAUACUGAGAACAACUCACUACUGUUAACGUUAUCUGUCUCCAGGUCCAAGCUAAUGUCAUUCCCUGUUUACGGUGUUGGCAGGUUUAGCUCCAGAAAUUCUAUAAUGCUGCUGUAAUUUCCAAUUUCAGCUUCUCACCUUCAGUCUGCACCAUAGUCAGUCUGUCAGUUUGCUGCCUCCAAAUGCUUCACUCCUAAAUGACUCCUCAAAAUGUUUUGGAUGUGAUUGGCAUCACUGGGGAACAAGUGAGAAUGUUUGGAAUAACUGAACACAUUCAGUAUUUUACACAAGGCUGCCAUUUACCUAUUAUUUUCUUGAACGAUUCAAUGAAUUUUUUUUUAAAUGUCAAAAAUAGUCAAACAUAAACAGUCCAAAACCUAAAGUUCAAAUAAGACAAAAAUAUAAAAUCUGUAACUAGAAAACAUUUUACUGGUAAGUAGUCAUGAAUUUUCAGUGGCAGUUUAUUAUUAUUGUUUAGUUUUAUUUGUUUUUAAUAAGAACUUGUUUGUAUUUAGAUGUAUUCUUAUGUCAACAACAGCAAAACAGGUAUGGGCUGAAAUGUUUUUCAUAAAUUUGAAUAGUCAGACGUCAUAAAGGGUAUGAAGCUUCGGCCAAGUGUCAGACCUUCAGAGUUCUAUCGGUUGAAGUUGAUGUACACAAGCAAAGCCAUUAAAACUCACUUGUCUGUUUUAA